UUAAACAUGGCGUGUCUGUUAACAGAGCCGUUGUUUGAGACGUCUGGAGGCGCUCCUUCACCUAACAAGAACUUUUAUCAUAUUGCUGUCACCAAGUCAGAUGUGAUAUGGAGAUGGUGGAAGAUAUCUCCGAGAUAUGUGGACAGGUACUCCAGGCCUGGGGAGCUGAAGGAGUCUCACCAGGACUUCUUGGAUGACACUUGGGUGCAGAGUGAGGUCAGUAUGGUUUUCGGUCGUCGAAUCUUGCAGUACACCAAGGCUUUGUGCCAAGGCCAUUAUGAUUAUCUGGAGCGCCUGUCUGACUCCUUAUUUCUGCGGAUAAUAAAUUAUCUAGAACUAGAGGAUGUGGGUCAGCUUGGACGAACGUCACGCAGGUUCAAGAAGCUAUGUGGGUCAGAGGAGUUUUGGGAGCAGGCAGUGGAGCGGCGCUGCAACACAGUGUCGGCCGAGGUGGCAGCUCUGGCGCUUGAGGUGGGCUGGCGAAGCAUCUUCUUCACCAGCAAGCUACAGCUGCAGAAGUUAAUCAGCCGCAGGAGGCUGAAGACUGAGGAGCAUCAAGAAGGACAAGUCUCUGACCCAGAUAUAAAGGCAGAGGAACCUCCUGAUGAAAGCUCAGAGACCGACCAGAAAUCCAGUUCUGAGGAGGAAUCUCACCGUAGCAUUAGCCCAGAUCUAAGCCUUGGCACUGAUCCUGGUACCCGCUCUGACAGCUGUGAUGUUGACCCUGACCCAAACUCAGACCCAGAGGCUGGCUCUGAUUCCAGUGUGCCUGUACCUUGCCAACUGUUUGAGGACAUAAAGAGCUGUGUGGUGGAAACGCCGGUGCAGAAUGGUGCACUGAGCUAUAGUAGAGGAGACUGCCAUGAUGCAGAGCCAGACAAAACAAUUAGUUAAUCCUUUUGCCAAAUAUUGGGGACGUUCAGGCUUACUGUUGGAUUGAUCUGCCAUUUAUACACAUUCCGCAUCCUAAAAGGAGUUGUGUAUUGAUUAUUUGAAGAAUUUUAUCUUUUAUUUGUCAAAUGUGGAUAUUUUUUUUUACAUUUGUUUGAUAUUGUUAUUGAGUUGCCAAUCCUCUACAUCAUUUUUGGGGACAUUUUUGUUAGUAUGUUCAGUGUGCCAUGACUUUUUAGACUUAGCAUACAUUAAUAACACAAACAAAAUAAUACAACAGGAGAAUAUUAAUUGUUCAUUGUAAUAUACACGUUGUUAUAUACAUUAUUGUAUGUUGUAGAUUUAAUAUUAUAUUUAAUAUGCAA
Sebastes umbrosus (honeycomb rockfish) is the source of this 1256-nucleotide messenger RNA. RefSeq names its product F-box protein 36b (gene fbxo36b). The transcript is spliced from 4 exons. The record is from RefSeq and is a predicted model, not a curated record. The coding region runs from base 7 to 894 and encodes 295 amino acids. Lineage: Eukaryota; Metazoa; Chordata; Actinopteri; Perciformes; Sebastidae. Gene Ontology annotation, molecular function: protein binding.